ACCGUGCGUACAACAGCAGAAGUUGCGUAGUAACAGCAGCAGGAAGGCGUCAGCUCUGCCCUCCUCGCUCCUGCAGAGCGCCCAGAAGAGCGAGACCUUGUCUCGACUGUCAAAAUGGAGCUUGACAUGCAGUGUGAGGAGAUAAGCCCAUCUAGAUGGGCUGAACUUCUGCCCACAAUGAAGUCCUGCAAAAGCAUCAGGCUGGAUGACUGCAAUCUCUCCAGCAGUCACUGUGAGGAUCUCUCCUCCAUCAUUAGUAUGAAUCCAGUCCUCGCGGAGCUGAAGCUGAGCAACAAUGAGAUGGGAGAUGCAGGCAUCGAGUACCUGUGUAAAGGGUUGCUGACGCCAAGCUGUAGCCUACAGAAGUUAUGGCUGCAAAACUGCAAUCUGACAGGUGCCAGCUGUGAGACCCUCCGUGCUGUCCUCAGCACGCAGCCUUCCCUGACGGAGCUGCGCAUUGGUGACAACAGACUGGGAACCGCUGGAGUCAAGGUGCUUUGUCAAGGGAUGAUGAGCCCCAGCUGUAAGCUGCAGAAGCUGCAGUUGGACUACUGCGAACUCACAGCUGAUGUUGUGGAAGCUCUCAAUGCUGCUCUGCAAAGCAAGCCCACCCUGAAGGAGCUCAGCCUGAGUAACAACACGCUGGGAGAUACAGCUACAAAGCAGCUGUGCCGGGGGCUGGUGGAGUCAAGCUGCAACCUAGAGUUAUUACACCUGGAGAACUGCGGCAUCACCAGUGAUAGCUGUCAGGAGAUUAGCGCUGUUCUCAGUAGCAUGUCAUCACUGAGAGAGAUCUCUGUGGGGGAUAACAAGAUUGGGGACUCUGGUCUGGCUCUCCUCUGCCAAGGACUGAUGCAUCCGAACUGCAAAAUCGAGAAGCUAUGGUUAUGGGACUGUGAUCUCACAAGUGCUGGAUGUAAAUAUCUCUCCAAACUCAUUAGUACAAAAGAGACCCUCGCAGAGUUGAGUCUGAUAGACAAUAACCUGAGAGACUCGGGCAUGGAAAUGCUGUGUCAGGCACUGAAGGAUCCCGAGUGUAAACUCCAGGAGCUAUGGCUUAGGGAGUGCGGGCUCACGACUGCUUGCUGCAAGGCCGUCAGCUCUGCUCUCAGCACAAACAAGCACCUGAAAGUACUGCACAUGGGCGAGAACAAGUUGGGAGACGCAGGCGUUGAACUCUUGUGUCAGGGGCUGCUGCACCCCAACUGCAGCAUCCAUACCCUAUGGCUGGGCAACUGUGAUAUCACGUCAGCCUGCUGUGAAACCCUGACCACCAUCAUGACUAGCAAGCCGUGCCUUACCGAGCUGGAGCUGAGCCAAAACCCUCUGGACGAUGAAGGCGUCAGGAAGCUCAGCAAAGCCUUGCUGAAUCCCAGCUGCAAUCUGCAGCACUUAAUUUUGUAUGACAUUUACUGGAGUUCUGAAGUGGAUGAUGAACUCAGAGCCGUGGAGGAGUCCAAGCCUGAAGUGAAGAUCAUUUCAUGAGUGGUGACUACCUGCGGAGCAACAUCAAACCAACGUCCUCUUCUUAAUCUGAACUUUUUCAUAUAUAAAGCUGAUUAACUUAAUAGAUAAUUUGCUUGUACCAAAAAUGUCUGUGGAAUCCCUGAGUGGGUGUCUGGGGAGCUGAUCGACCUCCUGUGCAUCUCUCGAUGUAUUGAUUCCGAGGCUGGUGAAAGCACUGUACGCUCUCACAGCAGCUUUUCUAUCCUUGAAAUAAAGUUACUGGGCAGCUUCUAGAA
Falco peregrinus (peregrine falcon) is the source of this 1742-nucleotide messenger RNA. It is a transcript of the gene RNH1, whose product is annotated as ribonuclease/angiogenin inhibitor 1. The record is from RefSeq and is a predicted model, not a curated record. Gene Ontology annotation, cellular component: cytoplasm. NCBI's taxonomy places the organism in Eukaryota, Metazoa, Chordata, Aves, Falconiformes, Falconidae. Bases 115 to 1485 code for a protein of 456 amino acids. Gene Ontology annotation, molecular function: protein binding. The transcript is spliced from 10 exons.